UUGGAGAGCAAAGGAUCAUCGUCAAGUGAUGGCCAAGUCAGGGGCGCUAGAACUUGCUCGGAGCACCGGAGGGUCGCUUAGCAAGGACCAAGUCAAAUCCGCCGUUGAUCAGGGCUGCCUCUGUCGGACCACUCCACUUCUUGCUUCCAGCAACCGUUCGUCUAGCCGGCCUGACGUCGCGGCGCCCAACACGGCAACGCGCCUUUUUCUUCCGCACGCUGCGCUGGCCCCCUUCUCUUGGUAACUUAGCCGUAUUGAUAUAUGCACUGAUGACUGGCCAGAGGCGACGAUGGAGACGGUCUGCUAGUUCAAGUUCUACUUCCUUCCGCGGCCGCACGCGCGUCGUUCGACGAAUUGCCGGAGCCAGCUGAAAAUCGCCGGAGGUGCUCUCGGCGGUCCUGGCCUGAUUCUCUACCGACGCGAGCUGUGGUCAGUAGCCACGUCUGUAUAUCCACGUCUAGCUGGCCAUCUUUGCACCCUCCCCACGUCCAUGGACCCUCCAAGAGGUGGAGCUUCCACCUCCAGUGAAUUAGAAGAACACAGCAGUGGUAGGGUAAGCAGAUCUGCAAUGUUGUGGCCUAAUUCAGCACUGUUCUUCUAUAUAAAAUUCCAAACUUACUGGGAGCCUCCAUGGCUACCUUUUCUUGCACUGCCCCACCCCUGGAGUCCUGACUCCUGAACCCUCCAGGUGCCCUGGUGAGCGCUCAUCAUCCUCUGUGAUGACGAUGAUGAUGACAAAAGAGAGGUCAUUUGUUGCUAAGUCGAGACGGAUGAGUAUUGAGUAGGCGGCCUUAUAGGAGCACUAAGAUGUUCCGGGCAAAUUUGUGGCAUUUACACACAUGCUGUUACUGCUGAUUCUUCUUUAAAAGCCAUGGAUGUAUGUCAAAUACCACGACCUCCAUGGAGGCAAACAAGAAUCAAGGAAGUCAAAUUACACCGAUUUGGCAAACAAGUACUAUGAUCUUGUCACUGGCUUUUACGAAUAUGGAUGGGGCGACUCAUUCCAUCUUGCUGGCGGAUAUCCGGGUGAGACUUCCCGUGAAGCCAUUAAGCGGCACCAGCAUUUUUUGGCACUACAAUUGGGGCUCAAGAAGGGUAUGAAGGUUUUGGAUGUGGGAUGUGGAAUUGGGGGACCUUUAAUAGAAAUCGCCAGAUUCAGCUCAACAUCGAUAACUGGACUGAACAACAAUGACUACCACAUCUCAAGGGGCAAGGAGCUCAUUUUUUCAGCAGGUUUGAGUGAGCAAUGCUGCUUCUUGAAGGGGGACUUCAUGGACAUGCCAAUAUCUGAUAACACCUUUGAUGCGGCCUAUGCAAUACAGGCUACAUGUCAUGCACCAGAUGCACAAGGCGUCUAUAGUGAGGUCUACCGUGUGCUGAAACCUGGGCAGUAUUUUGCACUGGAUGAAUGGUGCUUGACCGACCGAUUUGAUCCCAACAACGCCAAGCAUUUGGCCAUCAAGGCUGAGAUUGAGCUCGGUGAUGGCCUACCUGACAUCCGUACCACUCGCCAAUGUGUCCAAGCUAUGAAAGAUGCAGGAUUUGAGGUCGUUUUUGCAAAGGAUCUUGCUCAAGUUUUUCCUUGCCCGUGGUACCGGGUGAUGGAUCCCACCUACUUUUCAUGGGCUCACUUCCAAUGCACACGCCCAGGACGGAUCGUCACCCGUGCAAUUGUCAAUACACUAGAGUUCCUCCGUAUUGCCCCAGCAGGCAGCAUGGGAGCCUACAACGUCCUGAUGAGUGCCUCUGAUGGCCUUCUAAAAGGUGGCCGGGAAGGUAUCUUCACAGCGACCUUCUUCGUCCUGGGCCGCAAGCCUCUCAAGGAAGUUGAUAUAGUAAGCCUCUCAAGGAAGUUGAUAUAGUGAACGGCGGCGUCCUUUGAGCUGCAAGAUUAGUAUGGGGCUGUACUCAUAAGAGCUAUGAAUCAUGGCCAACGUGUUCUGUGCUGAGGUGUGUUUACUGGAUUGUCUUAUGGGUUAUGGCCCUUGCGCUGUGUGCUGGCCUGCUGGGUCAUGUUCCCGCAGUAGCCUGUAUCUGCUUGUCAGCUUGUGUGCUGUGUACUAUGCACUAUCUGAAUAAAAAUGCAGUUUUACGCAUUGUUAUUAA
This is a messenger RNA of Zea mays, 2106 nucleotides long. Its product is annotated as cycloartenol-C-24-methyltransferase 1. Gene Ontology annotation, biological process: sterol biosynthetic process. Gene Ontology annotation, molecular function: sterol 24-C-methyltransferase activity. Bases 876 to 1862 code for a protein of 328 amino acids. The record is from RefSeq and is a predicted model, not a curated record. NCBI's taxonomy places the organism in Eukaryota, Viridiplantae, Streptophyta, Magnoliopsida, Poales, Poaceae. Gene Ontology annotation, cellular component: endoplasmic reticulum. The transcript is spliced from 13 exons.